AUGAAUGAGUCCUUGAAAGAAUAUUUUAGCAUCGAAGCAGUUGGGAUAUCUCCAGUUCUGCUGGAAUCGAACGUAGACCGGCGAGCUCGCGAAAUAUUGGAGCGAACGACAAGACGUACAGGAGAUCGUUUCGAAUCUGGGUUGCUGUGGAAAACAGACAACGUGAGGUUCCCGGAGAGUUAUCAAAUGGCUUUGAAACGAACAAAUAGCUUGGAUCGUAGAAUGGAUAAGCAGCCGGGCGUUCGUGAGGCCAUUUUAAAACAGUUGCACGAGUACAUCGAGAAGGGUUACGCUCAUUUGAUUACAGAGCUAGAAUUACAAAACACUCCGCCGGAGAGGACGUGGUACCUGCCCCUAAACUUUGUAAUUAAUCCGAAGAAGCAAGGAAAGAUGCGUCUAGUAUGGGACGCCGCUGCUAAGAACAAAGGAGUUUCGCUCAACGAUUUUCUUCUGAAAGGGCCGGAUAUGGUUUCGUGUUUAUCAACAGUUAUCAACGGUUUUCGGGAGAGACGGAUUGCUUUUGGAGCGGACAUUCGAGAAAUGUUCCACCAGAUACGUGUGAGAUCGGAGAACCGCCAGGCUCAACGCUUCUUGUUUCGUACAGAUGUCGAACGAGAGCCGCAGAUAUUUGUAAUGGACGUGGUGGUGUUCGGAGCUAGCUGUUCUCCUUGUACAUCGCAGUACGUCAAAAACUUAAAUGCUCGAGAGCAUGCAGUGCAGUACCCUGAGGCGGCAAAGGCUAUCAUCGAGAAGCAUUUCGUCGACGAUUAUUUUGAUAGUGUUGACACGGAAUGUGAAGCUGUUCGGAGGGCUAAGGAUGUAAAAGCGGUACAUGCAGCUGGCGGCUUCGAAUUGCGGAACUGGAUGAGUAAUUCUCCUGAAGUGCUCAAAGAACUUGGCUCUACUUCCAUGGAAUCUGCUAGGUUUGUUGAAGUUAACAAAACUGAUAAUGUUGAACGUGUUCUGGGUAUCAGUUGGAAUGCCGUCAAGGAUACAUUUGUUUUUUCGACAGACAUGCGCGCGGACUUGCACCCCUUUAUUAAGGAAGGUGCAUGGCCCACUAAACAAAUUGCGUUGAGGUGCAUCAUGAGCAUGUUUGACCCGAAACAAUUUCUGGCGCCAAUCCUGAUCCACGGACGGAUAAUUAUGCAGGAUGUAUGGCGAAGUGGAAUCGAAUGGGACGAUAAAUUGAGAGAGGAGCAGUAUCACCAAUGGUUACGUUGGACAAAUCUAUUUCCGUUGAUCGACACCGUUGAAAUUCCUCGUUGUUACCUUGGCAGAUUCGACUCAACAUCGUACGAGAGUGUACAGUUGCACGUUUUCUCCGAUGCCGGUGAAGACGCGUAUGGCACUGUUGCAUACUUCCGGUUUGUGAAAGAUGAACUGAUUCAUUAUUCGAAGGCGGUUUAUUCGUGGAUUAGAUCAGAGCGGAAGAAAUUUAAAGAAUUCGUAGCUCAUCGUGUUGGUCAGAUCUUAAGCUUAACCAAUCCUGAAGACUGGCGAUGGGUACCAUCAAAAGAAAAUGCAGCAGAUGAUUUAACUAAAUGGGGGAAAGGAACGGAAAUCAAUUCAGAUAGUCGGUGGUUCAAGGGUCCUGAAUUUUUGCACCAGUCGGAAGAAAAUUGGCCAGAACAAAACCAGAAUAUUAUAGUCAUCGAGGAUGAAGUUCGAGCUCAUGUUCUGUUCAGCGCUACAACUUGUACGGAUGUUUUUGGAAGCCGGAUUGAGCAUAUAUCGAGGUGGACUAUUUUAGUGCGCAUGGUGGCAACAGUGUACCGUUACGUCGAAAAUUGCAAGCUUCGAGUGGCAAAUAAACCGAUAGACGCCCUUCCUACAAAUGCGGCCGGCAGAAAAUCGCAGAUUCCAGGAGUGGUUGUACCCCUUCGACAAGAAGAAUAUUUCAUGGCGGAAAAUUGUUUGUGGCGGAUGGCGCAGCAGGAGGAAUACGCGGAUGAAAUAGCUCUACUGUCACGAAACCGAAAAGUACCGAAGGAUCAGCAGAGACAACUGGAAUGUUCUAGCAAUCUGUAUGACAAAUCGCCCUUUCUUGAUGAGUUCGGAGUUCUACGGGUAGAAGGAAGAACAGUAUUCGCAGAUUUCGCUAGCUAUGAUGCAAGAUUCCCAAUAAUUCUUCCCAAAAGGCACCCGAUAACUAGGAAAUUGGUCGAAAAUUGUCAUCAAAGAACGAAUCACAGCAGCAGAGAAACAGUUGUUAACGAACUAAGGCAGCGUUUUUGUAUUGGGUCCCUGAGAGCAAUUGUAGAGUCGGUUAUAAAGGAAUGUCAGUGGUGCAAAGUGCACAAAGCGCGACCGUUCAUUCCCAAAAUGGCACCUUUACCGAGACAACGAAUGGCCCUGGGAGUAGAGCCAUUUUCAUACGUUGGAUUAGACUAUUUUGGUCCCCUAGAAGUUUCUGUUGGAAGACGACGAGAAAAGCGUUGGGUGGCCUUGUUUACAUGCAUGACGACUCGUGCCGUGCAUCUGGAGGUGGCUCAUACUUUGAAUACGGAAUCGUGUAAAAUGGCUAUCCGAAGGUUUGUGAAGAGGAGGAGAAGUCCGCUUGAAAUAUUUUCCGAUAACGGAACGAAUUUCGUUGGAGCCAGUAGAGAACUAGCCGCUGCGAUCCGAAAGAUCAAUGGAGACUGUGCCGACACUUUCACAUGCUCAAAAACUAAGUGGACCUUCAAUCCACCAGCAGCACCACAUAUGGGUGGAGUAUGGGAGCAGAUGGUUCGAUCGGUAAAGGUAGCCUUGAACACAAUCGUAGACGGAGGAAAACUCACGGAUGAGAUUCUAUCUACUGCUUUAGUGGAAGCAGAGGAUUUGAUCAACUCCAGACCACUGACAUAUGUUUCGACAAAUGUCAUUGAUGACCUGGAAGCUCUUACGCCGAACCAUUUUUUGAAAGGUUGUGCCGCCGAAUGUCUUCCACCUCGGAGUCAAACAGAACAAGUGGACGCUUUACGAAGCAGAUACCAUCGCGCACAGCAACUGGCUGACAAGUUAUGGCAAAGGUGGCAGCAUGAAUAUUUUCCCAGUUUAAAUAAACGCACAAAAUGGUUUGAAGACGUCAGAGAAAUAGCGGUAGGAGAUCUAGUGUUCGUACAGGAAGAAAAUAAACACGAAAGAGGAAUCGUCACAGAGGUCAAAGUCGGUAUGGAUGGGAGAGUUCGCUCAGCAGUUGUGCAGGUGAACAAUAAAAAGAAGCUGCGACCAGUGUCAAAAUUGGCUGUACUCGAAGUUGAAAGUGGUGCUCCUGGAAGGGUUCUCGGCAUUGCCAUCCUGAACGUGGUGUCACUGCACGUCCAUACGAUUGCCGGAGGAAGAAGGACAGAAAGCAGCCGUGACCGCAACAAGAAAGUACUGGUGCAAGCAGCGCAAUUGGAUCCAAGUCUGUCGGCACCACUAGCAGCACUGCUCUGA
This is a messenger RNA of Uranotaenia lowii, 3423 nucleotides long. RefSeq lists its product as uncharacterized. Gene Ontology annotation, biological process: DNA integration. Bases 1 to 3423 code for a protein of 1140 amino acids. Gene Ontology annotation, molecular function: nucleic acid binding. The record is from RefSeq and is a predicted model, not a curated record. Lineage: Eukaryota; Metazoa; Arthropoda; Insecta; Diptera; Culicidae. The transcript has 3 exons.